Glycine soja is the source of this 749-nucleotide messenger RNA. RefSeq names its product olee1-like protein. The record is from RefSeq and is a predicted model, not a curated record. The coding region runs from base 64 to 561 and encodes 165 amino acids. NCBI's taxonomy places the organism in Eukaryota, Viridiplantae, Streptophyta, Magnoliopsida, Fabales, Fabaceae. The transcript has 2 exons.
ACAUUCUCUUAUCACAAGGGGAACACUAUCAUUAACCAAUAACCAAUAAAUACAUUAAUCACCAUGGGGAAGUACUUUGCUGUUGUUGCUCUCUUUGUCUCAGCUUUGUGCUUCUCCUCUAUCUUGGCUCGUAAGACACCUGCCCUUGAUAAAUUCUUCGUUGAGGGCAAGAUUUACUGUGACCCUUGCCACUUCGCAUUUGAGUCCAGGCUCAGUUUCCCCUUGGAAGGUGUUAAGGUAAGCCUGCAAUGUCUGAGGAGUGAGAAUGAUACCGUGACAUAUGUGAAGGAGGGCAAAACUGAUGCAAAUGGGCAAUACAGCAUCCCUGUCCAUGGUGAUCACGAGGAUGAGAUUUGCAUAGUUGUUGCUGACUCACCCACUGAGGGUCAGUGCAAAGAGGCAAUGCCAAACAAGUCCGAUAGGAUCGUCCUCACAAAAAACAUGGGUGUCUCCUCCAUGGCACGCUAUGUCAAUCCCCUUGGGUUCAUGACACAGGGAAUUGAUGCAACACAAUGCAAUCUUGUUGUCCAAGAGUUGGGAUUGGACCAACUUGAUAACUGACUGGAACAGAGAUAAUUCAUUAAACUCCAUCCACCAAGACAAAAUAUAUAUAUAUAUAUGUAUUCAUGUUGGAUCAAUUGCCCUGUAUCAUAUAUUUAAUUAACCAUUCUCCACAAUGUGUGUUGGAGGUUACAUUCUAAUGAAAUAUAAUAAUAUGUGGAGUUUGGAAUAUAAGACUUAUUUGCAUU